Messenger RNA from Larimichthys crocea (large yellow croaker), 1369 nucleotides. It is a transcript of the gene clns1a, whose product is annotated as chloride channel, nucleotide-sensitive, 1A. Bases 183 to 938 code for a protein of 251 amino acids. The transcript has 8 exons. Gene Ontology annotation, cellular component: plasma membrane; cytosol; pICln-Sm protein complex. Lineage: Eukaryota; Metazoa; Chordata; Actinopteri; Sciaenidae. Gene Ontology annotation, biological process: chloride transport; spliceosomal snRNP assembly; cell volume homeostasis. The record is from RefSeq and is a predicted model, not a curated record.
GCAGCGACGCUUCGUGCCGCCCUGAGUGACUCUCUGCCCGGCUCGUCCUCGCUGCGUUCACCCGGAGAAGAAGCAGCUUGUGGCAGUUUAUCCGCCCGCAGCUUCACCGAGGAGGUAAAGUCGCUGCUUCGCUGCUGGAAGUGGGUCACACGGCUCCUCGUUGUCUGGUUUCGGGCCCCGGGAUGGUUUUACUGAAGAACCUCCGUCCUCCCACCGAGGGAGUGCGGCACGAGCAAGCCGAGACCACGGCGGUGCUGGACGGGCAGAAGCUGGGCUGCGGCACGCUGUACGUGGCCGAGACACGCCUGUCGUGGUUUGAUGGCUCAGGGUUGGGUUUCUGUCUCGAGUAUCCCACCAUCGGCCUGCACGCCAUCUCCAGAGACGUCAGCACUUACCCGCAGGAACACCUGUACGUCAUGGUCAACGGGAAGCUCGGGGAUGAGAAUGAGGCAGAAAUGGCAGAGAAAGCAGCUGAAGAUGAAGAAGAAGAAGAUGACGACAGUAACAGCAGUGGUGGUGACGAUGACGAAGAAGGAACCAUCACAGAGAUCCGAUUUGUGCCCGGCGACAAGGCCGCAUUGGAGCCCAUGUUCUCAGCGAUGUGCGAGUGCCAGGCACUGCACCCCGACCCAGAGGAUGAUGACUCUGACAACGACUUCGAAGGAGAAGAGUACGACGUGGAGGAAGCUGAAGCAGAGCACGGCCAUGCUGACAUCCCGACUUUCUACACCUGUGAUGAGGGUCUGUCGGCGCUCACACAGGAGGGUCACGCCACCCUGGAGAGGCUGGAGGGGAUGUUGGCCCACUCAGUCGCUCAGCAGUAUCACAUGGCCGGAGUCCGAACCGCAGAAACCAACGCUGAGUUUGAAGAUGGUAUGGAGGUGGACGCAGCAGCGAUGGAGGCCGGUCAGUUUGAGGACGCGGAUGUCGAGCACUGAUGGAAGUCGUCUCAGCAGCCGAUCAAAGCUCCACUGUUGCGUCAUGCGAUUGGAGAAGAGGACAGCAGCACUUCUUUAAGGCUCUUACUCGUAUUUCUUCUGUUCUCGCUGUUUCUUUGUGUACUUAAAGUCAUCUCUGUAGUUUUUUUUGUAGCUUCUUACGUUCACUCGUUGAGUGUUGAGCUCUUGUGUUUCUGCUCAUCCUCCUGUCGCCUCAUCUCUACUAAUUUUGAACAAAGUGCUGUGAUGUCAACUCAGCUACUGUGGAUUAUUGAGACGCAGCCCCAGAUUCUAUUGUUGACUGUAAAAAAACAAAACACUGAGUUUAUGUUUGUUUUGUACCUAACGACCAAAUUAAUAUCUGUUUUUUUCCUGCCGAGGAGCGUUAAUGUCUUUGUAUGAAAUUGUCAAUAAAUGCAUAGUUUUUUGUA